Prinia subflava (tawny-flanked prinia) is the source of this 6008-nucleotide messenger RNA. RefSeq names its product terminal nucleotidyltransferase 5C. The record is from RefSeq and is a predicted model, not a curated record. Bases 112 to 1287 code for a protein of 391 amino acids. Lineage: Eukaryota; Metazoa; Chordata; Aves; Passeriformes; Cisticolidae. Gene Ontology annotation, biological process: mRNA stabilization. Gene Ontology annotation, molecular function: protein binding; poly(A) RNA polymerase activity; RNA binding. The transcript has 2 exons.
CGGGGCGGCCGCCGAGGGCCAUAAAGGGCGGCCGCGGACAGCAGCGGGGCUGGCGCGGUUGCUCGGGGUGAGCGGCGGGGCUGAGUUUCUUUGGAGAAGAGAAGCCCUAAGAUGGCAGGCAAAGGAAGCAGCAGAGCAGACUCCAUGUCCUGCAGUGUGCUGAACUGGGAGCAGGUCAGCCGUCUGCAUGAGGUUCUUACAGAGGUGGUUCCGAUCCACGGGCGGGGGAACUUCCCGACGCUGAAGAUAACUCUGAAGGACAUCGUUCAGACGGUCCGGAGCCGGCUGAGUGAGGCGGGCAUUGUGGUCCACGAUGUCCGUCUGAAUGGUUCUGCAGCCGGUCACGUCCUGGUCAAGGAUAAUGGGCUGGGAUGCAAAGACCUGGAUCUCAUUUUCCAAGUUUCUCUGCUCAGUGAGGCAGAGUUUCAGUUAGUUCGAGAUGUGGUCCUGCGAUCCCUCUUGAAUUUCCUUCCGGAAGGAGUAAGCAAGCUGAAAAUCAGUCCCGUAACUCUGAAGGAAGCCUACAUUCAGAAGCUGGUCAAAGUAUACACGGAGACUGACCGCUGGAGCUUGAUCUCGCUUUCCAACAAGCAUGGCAAAAACGUGGAGCUUAAGUUUGUAGACUGCAUACGACGGCAGUUUGAGUUCAGUGUGGACUCGUUCCAGAUCAUUCUGGACUCCCUGCUCUUUUACUAUGACUACUCAAAAACCCCCAUGUCGGAGCACUUCCAUCCAACUGUGAUUGGAGAGAGCAUGUAUGGAGACUUUGAAGCAGCUCUUGAUCACCUCCAGAACAAGCUGAUAGCUACCAAAAAUCCUGAAGAGAUCCGAGGUGGUGGGCUACUGAAAUACAGUAACCUCUUAGUACGAGACUUCAGGCCCAUGGAUAAGGACGAGAUCAAAACUUUGGAGCGCUACAUGUGCUCCCGAUUCUUCAUAGACUUCCCGGACAUCCUGGAUCAGCAGCGCAAGCUGGAGACCUACCUCCAGAACCACUUCUCCAAAGAAGAGAGGAGCAAGUACGACUACCUCAUGAUUCUGCGCAGGGUGGUGAACGAGAGCACCGUCUGCCUCAUGGGACAUGAGCGAAGGCAGACCCUCAAUCUGAUUUCUCUGCUGGCACUCAAGGUGCUGGCAGAACAGAACGUCAUCCCUAAUGCCACCAAUGUGACCUGUUACUACCAGCCAGCACCUUACGUCAGUGACGCAAAUUUCAGCAACUACUACCUUGCAAGUGCCCCUGUGCUGUACAGCCAGUCCUACCCCACUUGGUUGCCUUGCAACUGAUCGCUUCCCUCGAGUGCUCCAGGGAGGAAAGCCACCAGGCUGAGUGUAAAUACAGACAAGUAAUGACUGUCAGUUGGAUGUUCUCUAAUGGAAACGUGACUGUAUCAGACUGUCCAUUUCCUGGUGUGCAGUGGGAUUAUGCAGCCAGGUGACCUGCUAUGAACCCUUUAGUGUAUCUCUAAAAUGCCAAAAAGCCUUAUUACCUCUUCAUUGGGAGAAGAGAACCAGCAGCCAGAUGUUAAGAGGACCAGUUAAGGAACUUUGUACUAGCUCUGGAAGUGGCUGUUAGCAUGUGAUCUAAGUGCAGUAUUCAGUAAAUUGGGUUGGUUAAUUGACUGUAAAAUGCCUUAAGCAGAAGCUGCUCCUGGAGUAGCAGCAAAACUCUGCUUUCUAUUCCCUAACCUCAUUACUCUUCCUCAGACCAAGUUCUGGCCAAAUUUCUCUUGAACUAAUUAUGCCAAGACUGGGCUCAUGUUAUGCUUGGGUCACUUUGACUUUGUGUCUGUGUAGAGCUGGUAACAGUAUGGAUACUGUCUAUCUUGUAGAGGACAUAAAUGUUGUUUCCUGUAGUGCCUAUGGAUAUGUGGUCCUGCUUUGAGAUCAAGAUUAAUUUCUUGGAAGCUGAAGAUAGUGAGUCUAUUCAUAAAGCAUAAGCUGGUUAAAUUUUUCUUGACUACAAAAACUUGGAAGGUGGCAUUUCUAAAAAUACACCAAAACACAGUCUAAAACUUGGUAAUGUGAAAAGCCCUUGAAAUGAGGAAUCGAAGCUUUAAAUAGAAUUGGAGCCACAGAUUGAACACUUAACUUGGAAAAAUAUUCUUGAGUCCAGCAUCGAGCUAAAGCCUUUCUGACUGUCUUUCAAAACAAUUUUGGCACAGUUGGGAAGUAGCACAUCUCUUACUUUGGGGUUUGACCAGAUUUUCUUCCUCACAGGUCCACAGCAAAACCAACAAAAACCCUCAACAAAAAUCCCAAGCCAUUGCAAAUUGCAGGAUUAUGUGCACUUUCUGUACAACUCCUGAAAGUGCCUCCUAAAAUGAAUUUCUUAUUGUACAACUUCAGGCAGGUCCUGAGGUUUGCCUUUCUGUCACCACUGAAGGGUUGAGCUUGCUGGGUAAUUGUUAUCACCUGGUCACUGCAUGAGAUCACAUUUUGAGUGGUUAGAGUGAAAUUCUUCCUUUUUACAGCUCUUAACCCUCACUUGAAGAGGUGUACAAGCCCUAAGCAGGGCUCUCCACAAAAGCUGUAUGUGUUAAAAGCCUGGGCCUGAGUUCAGAAUAGUCUCUGUGGAAGAGUAUGCACUCCCCUGGAGGUACAGGGGGCUGAUCUUCCUGAAUGGUGAGUGCUGAACUUGCUGCUUUGAGACUCCUGGGCUUUAUAAGGAAGGUUAGAAAUUCCUCAUUUAUUUAUAUAGUGGUGUUAUUAACCAGAUGAUUUUCACUGAAUUAAAAUAGUAAAAUACAUAUAGCAAUGAUCUUGGGUUCCUUUUGUUUAACCAGAGAUGUAGACUAGAAAGGCAAAUCUUAGAGCUAUUUAUUAUGUGCUGGUGCAAUGUUCAAGAAUGCUUGUUCACUGAAUCUUUUUUAUUACUUCUAUAACUAUUUAUUACUGUUUCUGCAAACUUGUAAGACCAAAGUGCCUGAUCCAACAAAUGAUUAAGGCUUAGAAGGCAAAGCAGAAAGCAGGUGGAACACCAAUGUUUGGUUGUUAUUCAAGGUGGAAAACAGCAGUAGUGCUGUGCUGAAAUGACAGUAAAAAUUGCCUGCUCCUGAUAAGACCAACAAGUUCUUUCCAGUUUUCAUAACUGCUUCAUAAAGACAUUCUCAACAGAGCAGUGAGGCUACUUCUCUGUUCAGACUUCAUUUAGCUUAGAAAGGCAGGGAGAGAUGCAAUCUACAAAGUGGACUGUAUGUAGCCAAGCAGGCUUUAGCUUAAUUUCCUGAACAGUUUUGACAGUAACUUCGGUAGCAAAAAGACAAAUAAUUUGGUGGAUUAUAUUGUGGGGUUUUUUCAUUAAAGGCUUCCUGAUUAGUCAGCCAAAGGAGCUAAACUUGAAAGCAAACCUGGCCUUUUUCAUUAACUGUGGUUUGGACUUGGUGCGGUUUACAGACAAGACAUCUGUCAUCCAAAACUUUGACUUUUUAAAGACUAAUGUGAUGCCAGUGUUGUCGUGUGUGUUAAACUUAGUGCAAGCUCACUGCAGGAAUGCAGUCCUAGGCAAGAAUAACUCCUGCAUGCAAAGCAAUGCUUGGCCUAGUAUAGAGUGUCACUAGAAAGAAGACAUGAGAGUUUGUAAUUGCUGUCAUCUCUUGCAUAGAUGUGUUUGAAGCCAACCCAUGCUAUAUGCAUUGCAGAAGUGAGCCAUCGCCUAGAGAGGCUUAGACUCGGGUAUCUGUGAUGUCAUGGCUGAUCUUUAGGAACUGUUUUUGUGCAUUGACUCACGUGGAAGAACAGGGGAGAUGCUUGAGAGGAGUCCUCGCAAGCUGGAAACACAGACCUGUUACUAGUCUUUAAUGCCUUGGCUGCUGAACAUCAGGCCAGGUGCAUCUCCUGGAAAAGGAAAUGCUAGAGAUGGAAAAAAGGCUGAGUUGGAUUCCUAGUGAGAUAGAGCUGUAGAGAAGUUAGGUUUCCUGCCAUAAGUAACUUGAUGCUGAGGCCUCUGAGGAAGCUGCACAUUGAAUUGCUGCUCUGUGAACAGCUGAGUGCCUGGGUCUGAGCUUUGCAGGAUUCUUGUGUUCCCUGUCUGGUUAAGAUGCUCUGGCACGUGGGAAAUACUGAUGCUUUGUAACCUGGCUGGUAGAUACUGAACUCUCGAAUGGUUAAAUUGUAUCCUGAAGCUGCACACCGCCUGCUGCAUCAACCCUGGAGUACCAGGGAUUGCUGGGGCUUUGCUUGUCCCAUUGCCUUUGAAAUAACCCUGGCUUGGCAAGUAAAGCUGGUGUACUUGGUAGCUUUUUAUCACUGUGCUGCAAGCUUUUCUCUUCUGGGUUGUUCUGGCAGCUUGAUGGUGCGGGUGGCAGUGGCUUAAAUUGCUGUGGGUUAGCUGGUUUGGGUUCAGGUUUGUGGUGACCCCUAUAACAAGGGAUAAUUUGAGAAGGAGCACUAGGUAAAAGUGAUGACCCUAGGCCAAGUCUAGGAUGCCUGCCUGAUCCAGUCACCCCUCGGCUCUAAUAAUGCCUCUGCAAACCUGUUCUAACCUCUUGCGCCUCAUGUGGAGGUUAGAGAGAGACUACUGUACUUCAGACUCUUACCUGACACAUUCCCUCUGGGCAGCGGCGUUAAAACAAAGCUGCAGUAACACUCAGUGCAUCAUUCCUCAGGAUCUAGCUUCUACUAACUGGCUGUGGUGUAAAAUAACUGUGUUCUUCAUGUGGCUUGUAGUCACUGCUGGACAAAGCCGGUCUGAGGUUAAGCACCUACUGACAAUAUUUACUGCCAAGUUCCCCUAGACUUGCAGUUUAUUGUUGUGACUUCCUCACUGUAAGAUGGACUUCUAAAUUUGAUAGAGAUGCUACCAAGGAGACCUGAUAGAAGACUGUUUUAGUCACUUUGGUAAAACCCCUGUGUGGAUCCAUGGUCAUUGUGAUAAGUUGUGAGCUAAAGCAUAGUUCGUGCUUACUCUGCUCAAGAUUUGAUUAUUGCUGUGUUUGUCCUCAGCUCAGUCAGUCAAUCACCAAGCUGGGGCUUUAAGACUACUGCUUGCUCCUGAGCAACCAUUUUUCAAAAGAUCCUCAUUCACAUUAAUCACCUCCUUUACAAAGCAGUAGGUAGUGUUGAAAUCUAGUCCAAAUACCUAAAGCUUUUUAUUGAAACUUAAAGAUCCAUAUUUUGGACUUGAAUUCUGGGGUUAAGCAUUUGGUAUGUGCCUAGGCUUUGUGGAUUCCUGAUUCCUAGAAUAACCACUGAUGUUGGUAGUGAUCUCUGCUUGUCACUAUAUGAGUAGUUGGGAAAAAGGCCUCUUAGAAGAGAACCUGGACAAAUUGCCUCAUUUCUAAACUGUCAGUGUACUGAUGGUACUUGUUUCCUAGUCCUCUCACUCAGCUGUCAGGAUUCUGUAACUGUUAGGCACAGGAAUAAGAAGUAAGCUGACCACAGCCACCAGCAGCUUGGUCUGAUUUGGGCAUUGGGAGAGCCAAAUGAAUAAUAGAACUUCUAGCCCUCACAUCAAAGUCUUACUCAAUUGUUUCUUGAGUACAGUUAAGUGUAUUUCAUAAAUGUUCUUUAUUUUCAGAGAAGCUAGAUACAGUGGGAUGUUGGUCUGUAGUAGAGACUUUGGGGGGGAAUAGUUGAAGCACUCUGGUUGAUCUCACUUAAAUGUCUGGAUUGGGCUUGUCUCUCUGAAUAAAACUGCACUUCCCAUUGAAAUUUAGAUGGCCUUUUUUCCUAUGUUUCUUAUAAUUUUUUACUAUUAUAAGAAGUCAUCUCUUGGAAAACCUGUCUCUCAUCUCUUUGGAAGAAGUGAGUUGUUGGUGUUUGUUUUUUAUUGUUGGGUUUGUUUUUGUUUUCUUUCUUUCUCUCUCCUUUCCCUCUCUCCUCUUUCUUUUAGCUGGCAAAACAGGGAACUAGAAAUAUUUGGAUUUGUGAUGAGCCCAAGUGUGAGAUUGGUCACAGUAAAUUUGUCUACUGUUCUGCACGGUGGUAUUCACUUGUCAUCCUUGGAAAUUGGGGUUUGGACCUUAAUGAUGCUGAAAUUCUUGUGCAAAUAAACUUAUGCUAAACAA